AUGGUAGUGGCAGUGCCCCUUCUGAACGUUAGAGAAAGCCAUGGUCUGCAUCUGAGCCGGCGAGGACUGUCUGGACUGGCAUUCCUACUUCAUCCUGGGAAGUCUGGGAACCCCUUCAGCCAGUUCCCAGACUUUGACGGACUGGAAAGAAACAACCACAGCAGAAAUCCAGAUGGAGACAUCAAACCGUGGUGUUACGUCAGAAGAGGCGGCAGACUGGCUUUUGACUACUGCAGAGUCCAGAAAUGCCCUGAAGUUCCAACCCCUCCAGCCCCAACAGUGUCUCCCACCACUCAGUUCUCUCAGUGUGGAGUUGAAAAACCAAACCGUGCGUCCAGGAUCUUUGGAGGCAGCAGAGCGUUCCCAGGAUCCAACCCGUGGCAGGCGUCGGUGCAGAGCAGGAGCAGAGGCUCCAGUCUGUCGUACGGUCACAUCUGUGGAGGCAUCCUGCUGAACUCCUGCUGGGUCCUCACCGCCGCACACUGCAUGGAAAGAAAUAAAGAAUACCAGGUGGUUUUGGGCGGAGUCAACCUCCUCAAACAGGAGGACAUGGAUCAGACCAUCGCAGUGACCGACACCUACGUCCACGAGGAGAGAGACCCCUGCAGCUUUGUACAGCGGCGUCGCUCUGCUGAAGCUCAGACCCACAGACGGAGCUCUGUGUGCGAAGGAAACUCAGUUUGUGAAAGCAGCGUGUCUUCCUGCAGGAAAACAAGAAAUACAGCAGCCACCUGCUGA
Messenger RNA from Knipowitschia caucasica, 738 nucleotides. The record is from the annotation of a GenBank genome assembly. NCBI's taxonomy places the organism in Eukaryota, Metazoa, Chordata, Actinopteri, Gobiiformes, Gobiidae.